GGGAAAGGGAAGGAACGGAAAGGAACGGAAGGGAAAAGAAGGGAAGGGAAGGGGAACCGCCUGCCCUGUUGCUGCUUGGCCGGAAUGAACAGUCUGGAGAAAGUGAGCGGCGGGAGCCGGUCCUUUUCCAGCCCCGCUAAGAGCCGCACGGACGGCGGGCUAAAAGCAGCCCCCCAGCCCCGACCUAAGCCAAACCAAUCUCCCCGGACACCGGAGGCCAAUUAAAGUUUUCCUGCCGCCCAGCUGUUCCGGGUCUCCUCGACUCGCCGGCGACCCGCGGCUGUGCCUCUUCCAUCCCGGUGCGCGAGGAGAGGCAUGUCCAGCGCUUCCAGGAGCGUCUCCUCUGCUUCUCUCUCCUCUCCUUCCCUCGGCAGGAGCAGGACCGGCGGGGGACGGUGCCGGGAGCCGGGGGCUGCGCCAGGACGAGCGGGAGACUGUCCUGCGGGCCGAUGCGUUGAGCGGCCGGGGAUUGGAGGGAGGGAGGCCGGGCCGGCCGCUUUUCCCGUGCGGACCGUCGAAGGGGAGAGGCCGGUUUGGGGGGAGGGAUUUUUGUCGCUCAAGGAGAGAGUCCGGUUCUUUUUUGACCCGGUUUGAUUUGGGGAGGGGGGGCUCUUUCGGCCCCCGUUGGUGUCUUUUUUUUUUUUCUUCCUUCCCGGGGAGGGAGGGGGGUGUGGUCCGUCCGUCCCCUCGAGGAUGGUGCCCGCUUGGCUGUCGGUGUUGGCGUUGGCCUGCCUGGGCGCGGAGGGCGUCGCGGGGCAGCUGCAGUACUCGGUGAAGGAGGAGGAGGCGGAGGGCACGGCGGUGGGCAACAUCGCGGUGGACCUGGGCCUGUCCCCGGCGCAGCUGUCGGCGCGGCGCUUCCAGGCGGUGUCGGGCUCGCGGACGCCCUACCUGUCGGUGGACCUGGGCACGGGGGCCCUGUCGGUGCGGCGGCGGAUGGACCGCGAGGCGCUGUGCCGGCAGAGCCCGUCCUGCCUGCUGCCCCUGGAGGUGUUCCUGGAGGCCCCGCUGGAGCUGUUCCGCGUGGAGGUGGAGGUGCUGGACAUCAACGACCACGCGCCGGCCUUCCCGCGCCCGGACCUGGCGGUGGAGAUCUCGGAGGGCGCGGCGCCGGGCACCCGCCUGCCGCUGGAGAGCGCCGCCGACCCGGACGCGGGCACCAACGGCCUGCAAGACUACCGCCUGUCGCCCAACGACUUCUUCUCGCUGGACGUGCAGACGCGGGCGGACGGCAGCCGCUUCGCCGAGCUGGUGCUGGACCGGCCGCUGGACCGGGAGAGCCAGGCGGUGCACCGCUACGUGCUCACCGCGGUGGACGGCGGAGGAGGGCGAGGAGGAGCGGGAGGAGGGGGCGGACGAGGAGGAGGAGGAGGGGGGCACGGAGGACCCGGCCCCCCGGACCGGCCCCGGCAGACGGGCACCGCCCUGCUGACCGUCCGCGUGCUGGACUCGAACGACAACGCGCCCAGCUUCGCCCAGCCCGCCUACACCGUGUCCCUGCCCGAGGACUCGCCGCCGGGCACCCUGGUGCUGCAGCUGAACGCCACCGACCCGGACGAGGGCCCCAACGGCGAGGUGGAGUACGCCUUCGCCAGCCACGUGUCGGCGCGGGCCCGGGCCCUGUUCGCCCUGGGCGCCCGCAGCGGCCGGCUGGAGCUGAGCGGCGCCCUGGACUUCGAGGAGAGCCCCGCCGAGCAGCUGGUGGUGCAGGCCCGGGACCGCGGGCCGGGCGCCGUGCCGGCCCACUGCCAGGUGCUGGUGAGGGUGCUGGACGCCAACGACCACGCGCCCGAGCUGGCGUUCAGCACGCUGGCCGAGGCGGUGAGCGAGGCGGCGGCGCCGGGCACCGUGGUGGCCCUGUUCAGCGCGGCCGACCGCGACGCGGGCGCCAACGGACGGGUGCGGUGCCAGCUGCUGGGCGGGGCGCCCUUCCGCCUGCAGCCGGCCGCCCGGGGCGACUACUACGCCGUGGUCACGGCCGGGCCGCUGGACCGCGAGGCGCUGGCCGAGCGGGCGAGGGGCGGCGACUUCGACGCCGCCGGCCACGUGGACGGCCCGGAGCUCGACGCCGCCGGCCACGUGGACGGCCCGGAGCUCGACGCCGCCGGCCACGUGGCCGGCCCCGAGCACCGCGACGACGACGACCCGGAGGAGGAGGAGGCCUACACGCUGACCGUGGUGGCCCGCGACGGCGGGUCGCCGCCCCUGUCCAGCAGCCGGUCCUUCCGCGUGCGCGUGUCGGACGAGAACGACAACGCGCCCCGGUUCAGCCAGCCGGCCUACGACGUGUUCGUGGCGGAGAACAACGUGCCCGGCGCCUACAUCUCGGCCGUCACGGCCACCGACCGCGACCGCGGGGCCAACGCGCGGCUGGCCUACGCCGUCCUGGACGGGCAGAUCCAGGGCAUGAGCGUGGCCACCUACGUGUCGGUCAACGCGGAGAACGGCUUCCUCUACGCGCUGCGCUCCUUCGACUACGAGCGGCUGCGCCGGUUCAGCUUCCAGGUGGAGGCCCGGGACGCCGGGCGGCCGCGCCCGCUGGCCGCCAACGCCACGGUGCGGGUGGUGGUGCUGGACCAGAACGACAACGCGCCCGCGCUGCUGGCCCCGCCGCCCGGGCCCGCGGGGGGCCCCGCCCGCCGCGCCCUGCCCCGCCGGGCCCCGCCGGGCUCCCUGGUGGCCCGCCUGGCCGCCGCCGACGCCGACGACGGCGACAACGGCCGGCUGAGCUUCGCGCUGGCCCGGGGCAACGAGCUGGGCCUGUUCCGGCUCGACUGGCGCUCGGGCGAGCUGCGCACCGCCAGGCCCCUGCCCGCCCCGCCCGAGCCCCGCCGCCCCUUCGAGCUGCUCCUCGAGGUCCGGGACCACGGACAGCCGCCGCUCUCCGCCACCGCCACGCUGCUCGUCCGCCUGGUCGACGGCGACGGGGACCCCGACGGGGACCCGCCCGACGGGGACCCUCCCCCCGGUGGAGGAGGAGGGGGCGGCGGGGGGGCCGGGGGCGCCCGGCCCUCCGGAGGCCCCGGCGAGCCCGCCCUCGACCUCACCCUCAUCCUCAUCGUCGCCCUGGGCUCGCUCAGCUUCAUCUUCCUGCUGGCCAUGAUCGUCCUGGCCGUCCGCUGCCGCAAGGACCGCAAGCUGGACCUGUACACCUGCCUGGCGCGGGGCGGGGGCGGGGGCGCGGAAGGGGCCGCGGACUCCGCCUGCUGCUGCCCCUGCUGCUGCUGCCCCCCGUGCCGCCGCCGCCGUCGAGGGAGCGGCCCCGGGGCCCCCGCGGGCUCCGCCGGCGGGGCCGGGGGCCCGUCGUGCUGCAGCCGCCAGGCCCGCGCCCGCAAGAAGAAGCUGAGCAAGGCGGACAUCAUGCUGGUGCCCAGCGCCAACGCGCCCGGGGCCCCCGACCCGCCCGACGCCGCCGGCCCCGGGGGCUUCGGCGGCCCCCACCACCCCCACCACCACCACCAGCCGCCGCCGCCGCCCGGGCACAACUACUGCUACCAGGUGUGCCUCACGCCCGAGUCCGCCAACACCGACCUGGUGUUCCUCAAGCCCCGCAGCCCCGCCUGCAGCCCCGCCCGGGGGCCCGGGCCCGGCCCCGACGGGGACCCCAACCCCGGCCCGGGACCCGGACCCUGCGCGGGCCUGGGCGCCGGCUACCCCGACCAGCAGCCCGACAUCAUCGCCAACGGCGGCGUCCUGUCCACCGAGGCCAAGCACCAGCGAACGGAGCUCAGCUAUCUGGUUGACAGGCCGCGGAGAGGAAACAGCUCCGCCUUCCAGGAAGCCGACAUGGUGAGCUCCAAAGACAGCGGCCACGGGGACAGCGAACAGGGGGACAGCGACCACGAUGCCGCCAACCGAGGUCAGUUAGCGGGCACGGAUCUGUUCUCCAACUGCACGGACGAGUGCAAGGCCCUGGGCCACUCGGACCGCUGCUGGAUGCCCUCCUUCGUCCCUCCCGACGGCCGCCAGCCCACCGACUACCGCAGCAACCUGCACGUGCCCGGCAUGGACGCCAUGCCCGGCCUGGAGGCCGGGCCGGAUGCCCACCUGCUGCUGGAGCCGCCCGAGGCUCAGCCCGGCCCCGCCGAGCGCUCCUUCUCCACUUUUGGCAAGGACAAGGCCCUGCCCGGAACCCUGGACAGGAAGGAGCUGGAUGGCCUGCUGACCAACACCCGAGCGCCUUACAAACCGCCCUACUUGAACGGCUCCCAGCUUCUCCCUGACUUGGUCCACUGGCCCUGGACUCAGACCUGAGCGAGGUAUGCCCUGCGGGAUGCGGCCCCGACAAGAGGGGUAGUGCAAGGCCGGAGGCCAAGCAAGGUGCCAAGGAGAGGAAGACGCCCACCCUGGCCUGGUCUGGCCUGGCCCGGCCUGGCCCGGCCUGGCCCCGGCCACUUCCUCGCUCGCGCCUCUCCCAGAAGAACUCUGACUCGAAAAAGCCCGCCCCUUACGAAGAUCUCAGAGCCGAGACCGCAGGAACUUGAUCCGUUAUUGAAAUUGGUUGCUAACACGAUUAAAUCUUAUUUAAUACUCCCCCCCGAUCCCCAAGCCAGACUCUUUGUGAUGGGGGUGAAGUGGGUCCUGUGCUCGGGAGGGAGCCAGCAAGGGGUGAGGAUCAAUCAAUCAGGUUUAUUUAUUGAGCGCUUGCUGUGUCUGAAAUUGGUGGACACGUUCCCUGCCCACGGUGAGCUUACAGUCUGAAGGGGGAAGGCCAUGUUGGUCACCAAAGUCUUGGGGCUGCUCAGAGAAGCAAUGUGGCCUAGUGGAGAGAUCGUGGGCCUGCAUGUCAGGAGAGCCGGGUUCUAAUUCUGGAGCUGCCAUUCGUCUGCUGGGAGACCUUGGCCACUUCAUUUCUUUGGGCCUCCGU
Messenger RNA from Tachyglossus aculeatus (Australian echidna), 4867 nucleotides. It is a transcript of the gene PCDH10, whose product is annotated as protocadherin 10. Gene Ontology annotation, molecular function: calcium ion binding. The record is from RefSeq and is a predicted model, not a curated record. Gene Ontology annotation, cellular component: plasma membrane. NCBI's taxonomy places the organism in Eukaryota, Metazoa, Chordata, Mammalia, Monotremata, Tachyglossidae. Gene Ontology annotation, biological process: homophilic cell-cell adhesion.